Messenger RNA from Nasonia vitripennis (jewel wasp), 912 nucleotides. Its product is annotated as mite allergen Der p 3-like. Gene Ontology annotation, molecular function: serine-type endopeptidase activity. Gene Ontology annotation, biological process: proteolysis. The transcript has 4 exons. The coding region runs from base 1 to 912 and encodes 303 amino acids. Lineage: Eukaryota; Metazoa; Arthropoda; Insecta; Hymenoptera; Pteromalidae. The record is from RefSeq and is a predicted model, not a curated record.
AUGUUGCUCUUUGGCUUGAUAACUCUUCUCUUGGUGCAAAAUGGUGCGCGAGCUCUGGAGGGUGAAGGUAUAAUCGGGGGCGAAAAAGUCGACCCCAGGGAGCUCAGCUACCAGGUAUCGAUACAGGUGCUGGGUUUGCAUGUCUGCGGCGGUGCGAUCAUCGACGAGAGUCACGUGAUCACUGCAGCUCACUGUGUCAUCGACGAUGAAGACAAUGAUUUUAUGUCGCUACCGCUUACAGUCGUAGCUGGUACGAUUGACAUUAACGACGUGGAGGGACACGAGUAUGAGGUUGAGAAGGCUUACAUACCCAAGGAGUUUGAUAUCACCGACAUACCAACUAUUUAUGAUAUUGCUGUGCUCAAGCUGAGAACGAAGUUGGAUCUGAGUGACUCCAGUCUCAGUGCUCUCUCCUUACCUCCCUCGAGCGUAGGUAGAGGCGCUUCUCACGUGAGCUACGCUGGAGAAGAGGCCCUGAUCAGCGGCUUUGGUUGGAAUCACGUCGAGGUCAAGGAUGUUCCAAUUCCCGAAGAUGAACGUACUGAAGACGGAGACGAGUUCUAUAAGAUGGAAGAUGGCGACUCCAAUGGAUAUCUGCUCAAGGCCAAGACUCUGAUCGUCACCAACCGCGAGUGCCAGAAGCACUAUCGCCAUCUCAUCUACAAGAACCAGCUUUGCGCUAAGGUCAUCCAGUACGAUGAGAACGUGCACCAGGGUGUCUGCUCGGGCGACAGUGGUGGCCCACUGGUACAUGAUGGCAAGACUCUUAUCGGCGUGGUAAGCUACAGCCCCAUCGGCUGCGUUGAUUCGAUCCACCCAGCUGUCUACACCAGGGUCUCGUACUUCAUCGAUUUUAUUAACAAGGCCAGAAAGAACAUUGUGACCGAGACAAUUCGCAGUCACACCUGGUGA